AUGCCGUCGAAGACGCAGCCGCCCCCUCCGCCCCCGGAGGUGGAGGCGUCCAAGAGCAUCGCUAGCGAACUGCGCAACGCGCCCGAAGGCGACAUCGCCGCGCACUGCGUGGCCUUCCUGUCCGCGGCCCACUCGACCGAGUUCGAGAACGCCGUCGUGGUCAACAGCAUCCCCGAGCUGGUCAUCGACGCCCUGAAGCACGCGACGGGCCCGCUGCGCGUCCACCUCAUCCACCUGUACGCCAAGCUCGCGUCCUUUCCCACCGAGGUGGGCCUCGGCGUCACGCACGGCGAGGGCCCCGUGAUCGUCUGGCGCUCGCUCCUCCAGGCGCUCGAGGAGCGCGAGGCCCAGAUGGCCGCCGAGGAGGCCGAGGAGGCCGACUUGGGCGCCACCAAGGGCGGGAAGAAGGAUGACAAGAAGGGCAAGGCCAAGGGGAACGAGGGGCCGCCGCCCGUGGAGGCGUUCUCGCCCGGCGGGAUCGACGCGCACCUCCGCGGCCUCAGCACGAGCUGCAUGCGGUGCACGGGGUGCCUGGACGACGUCGCCGCGGAGGGGCUCCCAGCCUUCGUGACGCUGUGCGAGCACGCGACGCCGCUCGUCCGGAGCCGCGCGUGGCAGCUCCUCACGACGCUCGCGCGCCGCCGCGCGCUCUCCACGGCCUUCCUGCGCGCGGGCAUCCCGGCCAUGCUGAUCGAGCGCGCCGGCUCGCCGGACCUCGACGUGUCCGUGGCCGCCCUGGAGGCCGCGCGCGAGCUCUGGAACACCUCCCCCCCGUGCCGCAUCGCGCUCCUCGACCUCGGCCUCCCUGCGCUGCUCGCGAAGAUCGUCUCCGCGGGGCCGCAGGAGCCCAGCGAGGCGCCGCUGACCGCCGCGCUCGAGGCGCUGCAGAGCGUUUGUAUGUUGAGCAUGUCGGCGGUUCGCAUGAUCCACAUGCGCGGGGGAGUCACGGUGCUCCGCGCCCUGCUGCCUGCGCCGGCGAACCCGAACGCCCCGCCGGCCGACGCGGUGCGCGAGGAGGCGUCGGAGCCGCCGGGCAAGGCGCCGCCGGAGCCGAAAGCGUCCGAGCGGAGCGACAAGAAGUCGAAGGAGUCGGCGUCGCAGGCGGAGAAGGCCGACUCGAAGCUGGAGAUGAGCCUGACGACCGCGGACGGCGCGGCGGCUGCCGAGGACAGCACGCUGGAGGAGGAGCGCCCGCUGCCGCUGCCGCAGCGACCCGCGGAGUCGCCGUGCACGUGGGCGGGGGCGCUGCGCGUGCUCGCGGCGCUCAUGCGGGUCGCGGCGUGCCGGAAGGACGCGCUGGAACGGGAACCGGAGCCCGACACAGGCCCCGGUGGGGACUUUGAGGACAUGGCCACCAGCGAGGCAGACAACCAACGGGGCGCCAUGAAGCUCGCGGAGGAGCAGGCCACGAGGGUCGCGCCGGGCGGGGACGCCUCCCCGACCCCGCCCCCCGCGGCACGCCCGACGCCGGACCCGGCCGCCCUCACCGCCGCAGCACCCACCCCCCCCCCGCUCCCCCAGCCGUCGCUCAUCCUCCACAUGCUCUGGCUCCUCCGCCAGACGCCCGAGAGCUCGCCCGACAAGGGCGACGACCUCUCGAGCACCGCGAAGACCAACAAGGCGCCCGCACCGGCGAAAAACAAGUCGAAACUGGACCAAGCGGAAGUGGUGACCGUGUCGCCGGCACCGCCCUUCUCGAACGGCGUGCAGAUGAGCGCGGCGGAGUGCCUGCAGGCCCUGGCGCUGGACCGGCAGGGCGCGGACAUGAUUGCGCGCGCGAAGGCGUUCCACGAGCUCCUGGCGGGGUUGGAGCACAUCCCGAAUCUGCUGCUCGCGGAGAGGGUCGCGGCGCUCCUGGGCGCCAUCGGAUCGCACGUGCCGCCGAAGACGCUCGACGAGACGCUGUCGGCGGCGACGCGGGUGAUGCAGCUCGCCAAGCGCGCCGCGAACACGGAGCUCAGCCUGCUGAAGAACACGAUCGGGCGCGUGGUGAUGGCGCACCGUCCGGAGUACCCGACGCGCCCGCCCCUGCCCAGUCCCCCCCCGAGCCCCCCGGGAGCACCCCCAGCCACCCACCUCAGCGUGUGGGACACCCUCGCCGACGGGCACCUCGCCAGCGGCAUCGCGCAGCACUCGUGA
This is a messenger RNA of Pedinophyceae sp. YPF-701, 2139 nucleotides long. The record is from the annotation of a GenBank genome assembly. Lineage: Eukaryota; Viridiplantae; Chlorophyta; Pedinophyceae.